Messenger RNA from Manacus vitellinus (golden-collared manakin), 1579 nucleotides. RefSeq names its product cytochrome b reductase 1. The record is from RefSeq and is a predicted model, not a curated record. Gene Ontology annotation, cellular component: lysosomal membrane. NCBI's taxonomy places the organism in Eukaryota, Metazoa, Chordata, Aves, Passeriformes, Pipridae. Gene Ontology annotation, molecular function: oxidoreductase activity. The transcript is spliced from 4 exons. The coding region runs from base 12 to 863 and encodes 283 amino acids.
AGGCGCGGAAGAUGGAGGACUACGGGCGAUUCUUGGCGCUGCUGGCCUCCGCGCUGCUGGUCGGCUUCGUGUCCGUCAUCCUCUCCUUCGUCUGGGUCUUCCACUACCGCGAGGGGCUGAGCUGGGACGGCGGCGCGGGAGAGUUCAACUGGCACCCCGUCCUCGUCGUCACGGGCUUCGUCUUCAUCCAGGGCAUUGCUAUUAUUGUGUACAGAUUGCCCUGGACCUGGAAGUGCAGCAAACUCCUAAUGAAGUUCAUCCACGCUGGAUUAAAUACCAUAGCUAUGAUUCUUGCCAUCGUUGCUAUGGUCGCCGCGUUCGAAUACCACAAUGCCCAGAACAUUCCUAACAUGUACAGUCUGCACAGCUGGAUCGGGCUGACUGCUCUUAUAUGUUAUUCUCUCCAGCUCUUCUUCGGUUUUGCUGUCUUUCUGCUCCCUUUUGCUCCAGUUUAUCUCCGAGCACUUCUCAUGCCAAUACACGUUUAUUCGGGUCUUACCAUCUUUGCAACAGUGAUUGCAACCGCUCUCAUGGGAAUCACAGAAAAGCUUUUAUUUUCAUUGAGAGAUCCUGCAUACAGUUCAUCCCCACCAGAAGCAACUUUUGUCAACUGUCUUGGUCUUUUGCUUGUCAUAUUUGGUUUACUUAUUUUGUGGAUGGCAAGCAGGCCCCAUUGGAAGCGCCCCCUAGAAGAGAGCACUAAAGUCCUGCGGCCCAUUGGAGGGACUGCUGAAGGCACAGAGGUGGAAUCCACAAUGACAAGUAGCAGUAAUGCAGAUAAAUCUGAUAUGAGGAUCAAUACUGAAGCAGCCAGAAAACAAAACCUCAAAUUUGAUGAAUCAGGCCAAAGAUCAACUAUGUAAAGAAAAUACAGAGAAUAAAAGUACUAUUAUACUGCCAAAAUCUGCCUGUCCCCCUGGUGGGGUUCUUUCUAAUAGUUAUAUUGAUAUAAAAAUAGGUUGGGGGGUUAUUUUCAUUAUGGCUUGCUCAAAGAGACUCAAGUUUUCUGCAUAUGAGUUUAAAUUCCAGUAAGUCCCAAACAUAUUAUACUGGUUCCUGCUCAGUUCUCAUUUAAAAAACGAGAGCAUGAAUGACAUGAAUGACAUGAAUGACAUGAGAUAAUUAAAAAAUGUUUUCUAUAUAAUUUCCUAAUUUUAUGCUUAUAUCACUUAUAGCCAUGAAAAAUUAACAAGAUUGAGACUAAAUUUUGCUCUGAUUUUGCAGGUUAUGACUCAGUCAUGUAGUAUACUAGACAGAAGAAUUUAGUUGUUCACACAUAAACUUUCUGGUAACAUUCCAUUUUUUAGAGCUGUGAUUUCUCUAGCUGAUUAACCCCCUCACCAGCUGCUGAGAUCUAUGGGAUUUGAGGUCAUUCAGCACUUUGAAGAGUUGCUCCAUAAAAAUUACUCCAAUUUUAGUCUAAAAUUUUUAAUUCAAAACAGGAAAUUAAAAGUUUGCUUGAUAACUUCAUAAAAUGUUAUGUUUCCUUUACAAACUUGUGGUUAUUUUUUUUUCUAAAUCAGAAUGUAUCUGUUGACUUUUUAACAAACUCUACCAAAUAUAUUGUAUACAGACAACA